This is a messenger RNA of Branchiostoma floridae (Florida lancelet), 6380 nucleotides long. RefSeq names its product nuclear receptor subfamily 1 group D member 1-like. Gene Ontology annotation, biological process: hormone-mediated signaling pathway; negative regulation of transcription by RNA polymerase II; cell differentiation. The coding region runs from base 728 to 2869 and encodes 713 amino acids. Lineage: Eukaryota; Metazoa; Chordata; Leptocardii; Amphioxiformes; Branchiostomatidae. Gene Ontology annotation, molecular function: zinc ion binding; RNA polymerase II cis-regulatory region sequence-specific DNA binding; nuclear receptor activity. The transcript has 11 exons. The record is from RefSeq and is a predicted model, not a curated record.
AAGGCUAGAAAUUUUUAUGUUUAUAUUUAUGCAGUCGUACUUUUUCCCAUAUCGACUGCUCCCUGUCGUUUGGCUGUGUCGAUGUAUGUACACAUUCUCCCAUGUCCGUCGCUCCUUGGUGGUGUAAUAGAUUUUGUGCCGUCUUCUUUAUUUACGUUUAAUUUUACUUGAAGUCAAUGGUAUAUACAUAUAUUCUUACACACGUGCACUUGUUGCCAGGCGGUGUGCAAUGUUUAUACUAAACGCUGCAUGACGCGGAAUAUAUCUGGACGUCGCCCUAAUGCUGCGCUGGCCACCAUCCAACGUCAGGUGCGCUGACGUACGCUUCAAAAUACACCAGCUAGGCAUCUGCGCGCGCACGAGCUGGUAGCAAUCAACGAGCCAGGCGUAAACAUGGCGUGCUCUUCGGUACGGGGCGGUAGCCAUUAUAUAUAACAUAGGAAUAAACCGGAGUGUUUACGUUUUUGCGGUAUAGUGAGCAUUUGUGGGACAUUGACACAGUGACUGUGGUUUUGGUUGGUGUACGUGACUUUCGCAUUUCCAAACGUUGCGUCCCCGUAUCUGGUUUUCUAGGUCAGUGGGUCAUGUGACACAGAACUGUCGCCGCUCAAAACGAAAUGAUUUGCAUCGCGCGCCGUGGCUAUGGCGGACAGCGAGACGUAGGGCUACAGCCACCUACCCGCGAAGGCUAGACCGUGAGCAGACAAGCGGCGCGUCGGUCCGAGCCAUGGCCACGACCGCCGAGGGAUGUAGCUCCACCGGCGACUCCAAACCGUCAACGACAUCCCAAUCCCUCGGACCAGGCACGCCAUGUUCGCCCUCCAACCUACCAGAGCAGGUGGGGCCUCUAUCGGUACCUCGACCGAGCCAGUCGCAGGCGUCCCCGCCCGGGCUGGGCAGCACCAUGACCAAGCGAGCGGUCCCGCCCGUCGCCCUGAUCCCCUGCCAGGUGUGCGGCGAUGUGUCGGUGGGCUUCCACUGCGGGGCCUGCGUCUGUGAAGCUUGCAAGAAAUUCUUCAUCAGAAGUACCAAGGAUGGCGGGGAUCGAACCAAAUUCAAGUGUAGCAAACAGCAGAAAUGUGACAUCACCAAGCAGACGCGGUCCCAGUGCCAGUAUUGUCGCCUCCAAAAAUGCCUGGCAGUGGGCAUGGCUAGAAAAGGUGACCGUGCUUCCAGCAGCUCGCAGCCGCCGGUGACCAGAAGUCCCUGCAAAGUCUGUGGGGCGGAAUCCUCGGGGUUCCACUUUGGGGUGGACACCUGUGAAGGAUGCAAGGGGUUUUUCCGGCGUAGCCAGCUGAAAACGAAGAAUGGAACGUAUGAGUAUGAAUCCUACAGAUGUAGCAAGUCCAAAGACUGUGCCAUCAAUGUGGUCACAAGAAACCUGUGUCGCUACUGUAGAUAUGCAAAGUGUCUGGCAGUGGGAAUGUCGAAGGAAGGUAUCAGAAUGGGUCGCCAACCCAACUACCUCAAACAUGGGGUGCUGCAACAGCUCCAGUCACCCUCAUCUGAAGGAAAUGGACACAGCUUUCCGACCUCCCCACCCAUUCCUACUUCCCCCAACAUUCCUACCUCCCCAGGGGUGCCCAUGUCUCCCAGCAUCCCCAUCUCGCCGACGUCGUCUACGCACCACUCUCAGCAGCAGCCGUCCCCGGUAGGCAACUCCUACUCAAACUCCUACUCACAGGUGUCAUCUUGGGGAGAUACCCAGUCAACCCACUCCAGCAUGCAAUCUCUACCUAGCCCCCACAAGUCCUACCCCCUCAGCCCCCCUCCCGCCACAGUCCACAUGACGCACACAGACAUGAGCUACUCUUCUCCCAAUGCGGCUGCGACUGUAGCUUACAGUAAUGUGAAUUCCUUGGCACAACUUCUCCCAACGUCGCCUACUUCUCCCAACAUGGGUCCCAUUCCAACGUCACACUUUUCUCCCAUGCACAGCAUGCCGACUUCCCCCUCCCCUCUCAUGCACCAAAGUCCCCUGCAGAUGCACCCCUCCCCAUCUACCACAAGCCAGCUCAUCAGCGCAACCUACCCCGGCCCUGGCCAACAGAUGCAGACAGGGAACAUGGCCAGUCCAAUCCCCUACCCCCCAGUGGAGCACUUCAUCCCCUACGGCCCAGCCUCAGGUGUGCCCCCUACCAAUGGGGGGCCUGUGGACAUCGCAGAGUUCUUGCCAGUGGAAGAUGCCUUCAAGUAUCUCAAUGCUGUUAGGGAACUGCCUGAAGGAGGCAGGAAUCUGGCCGAGCAUGAACUGACAGUGGAGAACAUCUGGGAGAAGAUGAUGCUGUCCUUCAAGAGAAACGUUCAUGUCACCACCAAGUUUGCCAAGAAGAUUCCAGGAUUCCGUACUUGCUCCAUCGAUGACCAGAUCAGCAUGAUCCAAGGAGCGGCCUUCCCCAUCAACUCCUGCAUCCUGGCCCUGGACUACAACCCUGUCACCAACGAGAUGAACUACUUCAACAUGACGGAGAUGGAGAGGACCGCCAUGCCGCGACUUUUCCCGCCUUUCGCACAACUGCCCGUGAAGCUGCCCGACAUCUGGAAGAAGAUCCUUGCCCUGAGAAUGAACAAGGCUGAGAUGACGCUGUUCUGUGGCAUCCUUCUUAUGUCCCCAGACACUGCAGGCCUAAAGGACCCCAAAGGUGUUGAGAUGUUACAAGGAAAAUUGUACUCAAUCUUGGAAAAGUAUACUCUAGCUCAGGGAGUGAUAGGUGGAGUGAGUGGGGUAGUACGCUUCCAAGCCAUGCUGCAGGCCAUAAUGGCUCUCAAGAAGUUGAACGAGGAGCACGCUGAGAGGACCAGGCAGAUCACCAAGGUCAUGCCCUUCCUCAAGAUUCCACAACUCUUCAGUGAACUCCACAAGGUGUAGACCUUAAGACAUCAGGAGGUCCACUUGUGCAAGCAGGGCAACUCACACAUACGAGCCAUCUGGUACGAUGGAUAAAACAUACAUAACGCACAAUACAUACUAGGAAAUACAACUAUUAGUAUAUAUAUUGAAAUCUACUUUAUAGAAAUGGGUUAGUGCAAUCUCUCUCAGGACCAUGCAUCGAUGAAUGUUAUAUAAAUGGUGGGAGGGUUAAGUUGCUAGCCCCUCAAUGACAAUGGGGCAUGUAAACAGUAUGAAACUCUGCUCUUGUGGGCCUUAUAGUACAACAUAUAUACCUGCAUACAACUUUUAUAUUGGAUUUUGGUAAUUUGUCAAUGAAGUGACCAACUCAAAACUCAUCAUAAGGGUCAAUAUUUCAUGCACACUGCUAUUAGCAGUACUGUGUUACUUACAGUUAUUACACAUCUUCAUAGUAACUCGGGAUUUGAACAUUUACCGUCAGUAUGGUUCCUUGCUCAAAGUUUUCUGCCCCAAGUAAAGUAUAAAGAAAAAGAGAGAGAGACCAAUGGUUAGUUACUACGAGCUCCUCUACCAUAGGAAUGGCAAGUAAAAAACCUGUUCUAUUCUACAGACCAUGUCAUGUUGGACCUCAAUUGAGAUUCUGUUCCACACAAGUAUGAAUUACAAUUCUUAAGCCCCUGUCGCACAGCUGACAAGGCUGUUUGUUAAUGGCCAGACUGUUGUUGAUCUCAAAAUCACCCAAGAGUCGUGCAUAUUUUUUGCCUAAAAAUGUACAAAUUUAACUGAAUUCAGUUACCUGCGAACACUGUGAUAUUAACUGUCAAAAUUGUACUUUAGAGUCGUAGACUUGUUGGCUGAUGGAUUUUUCGUGCUGUGUGACAGUGGCUUUACCGCAGCUUUGCCCAGCUGGCUUUGUAUGACUGAGUUGCUUUAUAGGCUUGCUUGCUAUUCUGCCAGCCUGCUUCUUAAUGCUUGCACGUGUUCAAGGUAGAGUUGUAAAGACUAGAAAAACGUGGAUGCCUCUUGACAGACAGCCACCAGUCUUUCUGCAGUGCUUGCUAUACAGAAAGUAGGGAGGGACUGUAAUUAGCCCAGGGUGGGAAGAAAUAUUGAUUUGCUUUGUUUGACGGUCCCCAUGACUUUUUUAAAAAUUCAUUUCUACGCUGCAGAGAAAAUUUGCUCUUUUCUUGUAUGGCGCAAAGGUAGUUGCAUGGUGGUACAAGUAAAGUUUGACUUUCACUUGAAAAAUUUUUACAAGUAGGUGAAAAUACAUAACUCUCUAUUUGGCAAGUUUGGAACUAAAAGUUCCUUUUCAAAUGGGUACAAAGUAACCUAGAAAAGAAAAACAAGUUUCUAUAUGAUUUUGUUUUUUUUAGAUUGGAGCAUUGAAUGUUCUGGAAUGGUGUAACCAUCAGAUGAAAGUGAGCAUAUUGUAUAUAAGCUUGUGGCUAUGUGGGCAGUGUGAGUUGGGUCUUCUGGUGACUGUCACUCUUAAGAUGACCCAAUACAGACACUGCUGCGGACAACGUUGGAGUUGUCCUUAAGAAAGAGAGGCCUUCCGUGUAUGUCGUGUCUAAAACAUUUGCUAAAAUUUAUGAAAUGCUACAAGUAUUUUGAGUGUGCGACUUUCCUAUAUUCUUAGCUUGCUCUUGCUUUUUUUAUGCUGAAUCCUGCAUGUAACCAAAACGAACAUUCUCUCCAUUGAAAUUCCAACUUGUGAACACUUCACACCCUGAAGAUUAGAAGGAUGGAAGAAGAAACAGAGAAAUGUGUAAAAUCAGCCAGGAGUUAGAACGGGAGACAGGGGUGAAUGUUCUAAAGGCCCUCAAUAGUUUAGGACUAAGACAGUAUGCGUACAUCAAUGGUACUGUGUGCUACAAACAGUUGGUACCGACCUCAUCCAUAAAAAGAGUCAUCUGAAAUACUUCCUUACUUAAAGUUGAUGAAUACUGCAUGUGGUGGUGAAGCUCAUAGAGCUGACACAUUAAAAUAAUUGUGUAUUGUCUCAUGUAUUUUAACAAAAAAAAUUCUACUACGUAGAGAAGGUUAUAUCAGAGUAUUUGACUGGGAGAAGUAUUAAGCAUUUCCAACACACAAAUUAACUGUGAAACUUGAAUCCUCCAAAUGAUAUACCUCGGUUAUACAGACUAUAGUUCAGGAACUUCUCUGUGAAGCUCAGGACAGUCGAUGCGCCAACAAACAGUACAUUUAUGCUGAGUACGACACAACGUUUGAAAGCUGUGCUUCCAUUAAGUGGAGUUACAGAGACCUAUAUCAUUAUAGAAACGUGCAUGCUUAUCCCGCACAAGGUACAUGUAUGGGUUCCAACAUGGCCACACCUUCUCCUGAACUGUGACCAUGUAGGACAUUGUUAUUUUUAACAGUAAUAUUACUACUAAGGUUUUAAUGGUAUUUUGGGAAAGAAUUUUUAAAUACUGUAGGAAAAUCAUUGUUAUUAUAUUUAGAUGAGUUCUGAACACUCUCAGGGGACAGUCUUUGCUGUAUGGUGGGAACAAAAUGUACCAAGAGUACAUGUAGAUGGAUACAUGGAGUGGAGUGUGAGCAGAUUAUUACUUCUAAGAAACUCCGAAGAUUCUAAAUCCUUUCCCAGAAGAGAAGAUCACCUUCUGAGAUGCCAAUUUACAUUUUCAGUUGACAUCCUCAACCAUUUGUAAUCUGUGAUUGUAUAUCGUAGAUUCCAAAAGAAUAUAUGUUACCUUCAGAAAAGUUCAUCAGUGUUUGACUCCUGCCAGCCAUGCCUUGUCAGAUGAACACAUACGCACACGAGUUUUUCAGGUAUUUAACAUUUUACACAAGACAUUGGACUUCCAUGUAUUUUGUAGUGCAUUUUUACUAUGUGAUCUGUACACGUGUAUGUACGUCGUACAUAUAGCAGAAGACAUCUAACAAGACUCUACCUCAACCAGUACUGUAAGUAUUCUGUUAGAAAUCAUAGGAUGUUCUGUCUUGUGGGAAUACAGAAUCUCCUUCAGGGACCCAAAUGUUGUCUGUACAACAUGGCUGUCAGGACUGCAUCACGCUCCACUUCCUGUAUUGGAGACUUCGUAUCCACCUUUUUGAAACUUUCCUCACAUCAACAAUCUCCUGGAGUGGAGGAAUGGACCUUAUGUUUCCAUGAGCUUUAGUUGGAAUUGUGAUGAUAAGGUUUAGAUGUGAAAAAGUUCCAAAAAGGUGCUUUUGUGACUAUGGUUGGAUUGAAUAUACUAAGGACGAGGUGUUUGAAACAGGGUGUUAGAGAGACAUUGGUACCCAUGGUAUGGGUUACAACAAGAGUGUCUCACUCGUACAUACCGCACAAAUACGCACACUUUUUCUGAUAACGUUUUUUGAUGGGAAAAUAUUUGGUAUCUUCUCUGAUGAACUGAUCUGAUUGUGUUCUGUGUCUUCUACAGAAAAGAUAUAGGUUGAGGCCAGCCAUGAUUGUGAACUCUGAGUACUUUCUGUGUGUUAGUACUAUAAGGACUGUCAUAAUCUUGUGGUGGCCAACAAUAAAUCUGCUAUCAAAAAA